Messenger RNA from Colletotrichum gloeosporioides, 1464 nucleotides. Its product is annotated as Pantothenate transporter FEN2. Gene Ontology annotation, molecular function: transmembrane transporter activity. Gene Ontology annotation, biological process: transmembrane transport. The coding region runs from base 1 to 1464 and encodes 487 amino acids. The transcript has 7 exons. Lineage: Eukaryota; Fungi; Ascomycota; Sordariomycetes; Glomerellales; Glomerellaceae. The record is from RefSeq and is a predicted model, not a curated record. Gene Ontology annotation, cellular component: membrane.
AUGUCCGAUUCGAAGACCAUCGCCCCUGUGGCCGUGUCGGAUACGAUGUCUGACCUGGACAAGAACUCCAAGGAGACGAGGCCAGUGAGCAUCGCCGAGGACCCUUCAGGCGAUGUGAAGACCUCUUCGUGGUGGAGAAAGAUACUCGGAUAUGUGUGGGAUUCUGUCGAAGGAGACCCGGAGUACCGCGCAUAUGUCCAAAGACUGGACCUCUUCUUCUUUCCUACAGUCUGUCUUGGGUACUUCAUCAAGUACCUCGACCAAACAAACUACAGCAAUGCCUUCGUCAGCGGUAUGCAACAAGAUCUCGGCCUCUACGGCAACGAGCGCAACUGGUUAAACACCUGGUUCAGCCUCGGCAUCAUGGUCGGCAGCGUCCCCGCCCAGAUGACGCAGCUCAGCUUCGUGCGCUCCUCCGUCCUGAUCCCGACGUGCGAGGUCAUCUGGUCGCUGCUCGUCAUCGGCAUGGGCUUCGCCAAGAACAUCCAGACCAUGUACGCUCUGCGGUUCUUCAUCGGCCUCUUCGAGGCGUGCGCCUUCCCCGGCUACAUCUCCAUGCUCGGGGGCUGGUACGGGCCGAAGGAGCUGACGAAGCGGCUGGCCAUUCUGCUGCAGGUCGAGUCUAUCGCCAGCAUGUUCAGCGGGUAUCUGCAGGCGGGGCUGUACACCAGCAUGAACGGUCGUCAUGGUCUUGCUGGGUGGAGGUGGCUGUUCAUCAUGGAUGCCAUCAUCUCGCUUCCGAUCGCCAUCUGGGGGUUCUUUGGACUACCUGAUCUCCCGCACAACACCAACGCCUUUUACUGGUCAGCUGAACAUAUCAAAUACGGUGUAGAGAGAAUCGAGCGGUUCGGCCAAAGGGCCCAAGAAAAGCUGACAUGGAAGGAGGCCAAGCGCAUCUAUCUUGGCUGGGAGAUCUGGGUCUUUGUUGUGCCAUACACUAUGGUCGCGGCCUGUCAUUCAGCGACGAGCUACUUCAACCUUUGGCUGAAGUCGGCGGGCUACUCGGUUGUGGAUGCGAAUAUCUAUCCAACCGGUGGAAGCGCUCUGAAUAUCGUUGUUACCAUCAUCUGGGGCAUCAUCGCCGACCACACGGGGAAGAACUAUAUGAUGAUUGUCAUUGUGCAGGCUUUCAUGAUCCUCUCCAACAUUCUGCUCUCCGUCUGGACCAUUCCUAAGGGUGCUCUCAUGUUCGCAUACUAUCUUUCGUACGCUGGUUCGGCUGCGACGCCAGUUCUGAUUAGCUGGGCGAAUAGACUCAACGCUGGUGAUCCCAGUGUCCGUCAACUGUUGGUUGCCACGGCCAACGUGGUUUCUUACGCCUUUGUGCUUUGGGUGCCUUUGGUCUUGUUUCCUACAUACGAUGCUCCCAAAUACAAAUAUGGAUAUCAAAUUCUCAUAUUGUUUGGGGGUCUUGCGAUCAUCAGCGUAACUGUCAUGUGGUACAUGUAUCGACGAAGAGAGUAA